GGACUAAACGGUACCAAUGAGGUGGUCAGGGCUCUGCCGUACAUGGUUAUCGGAGAAAACAGAACAGCAGAAAGUUUAAAUCUAAUGAAAGUCUCAGAAUGAAUGGGACAGCUUACUCCAACUUUGACAAUCAAGAACAUGUCCUGAAACUGGGAGAGACGUUUGAGAAACACCCCAAAAGUGCCUACCAUACAGUGCGAUAUGACUUCAAACCAGCCUCCAUUGAUACAACAUGUGAAGGGGAGCUUGAAGUUGGCAAAGGAGAGCAAGUCACUAUUACUUUACCCAAUUUAGAGGGUUCAAGUGCUCCAGUAACAGUCUUCAAGGGAUCCAAGAGGCCAUACAUGAAAGAGUGCAUCCUCAUUGUGAACCAUGACACAGGAGAGUACAGACUAGAAAAACUCAACAGCAACAUCGCUGUGAAGAAGACCAGGGCUGAGGGCAGCAGCAAGAUCCAUUCUCGUCUGGAGCAACAGACCAGUCGCCUGAGCCAGCAGAUGAGGAGUAACAACAACAACAGCAGCAGCAGUAACAAGACCUCAGCCAGCUCCAAGAGUUCUCCUCCCAAGGAGAAAACAUCCCCGCCAUCCCCCAUGGACGACAUUGAGAGAGAACUGAUGGCAGAGGCGCAGGUCAUGGACCAGCUGAGCAGCAGUGACAGCUCCUCAGACUCCAACAGCUCCUCGUCCUCCAGCAGUGAUGACAGCUCCAGCAGCAGUGACUCAGAAGAUGAACGGACUUCUAGGCCGCCCUCGGCCCCAGCCAACCACAGCAUGCCUAUCAUCAACACCAGCAGUCGCCACCAGGAGAGUGGAGGACUAAUGAACACACUCAAGAAUGACCUCCAGCUGAGUGAAUCCGGCAGUGAAAGUGAUGACUGAACAACAUGAGGACGUCUGCCUACCUCUGGACAUCAGGAGGAUUUUCAGUGAGGAGUGAAGGAACCAGGCACAGACCUGUCAGUGUCUUGCUUCCUUUAAUGUGGAACUGUCUUCUCUACGUAUCCACACUUCUGCAAGCAAAAUAUAAUUUGUUGCUUCUCUGCUAACAAACUUCAAAUUUUAUGUCUCAUUUAUUGCUUCAUGAUCUGUAUUUUAUUUUUUUUUGUUAUGUGAAGAUUGUAUGUUAAAGAGAUGCCUCAGUUCAGAGAGAUGUGACAUGGUUGGUGUAAGAGAAGCAGUGAACUAUGCAUAAUGUUUCAAUUCAGCGUAUGCAGAUGUGUGGUUAAACUGACCAAGCAUAUCAGGCAGAAUGGCAGCAAUGUUCACAUAGUGCAGAUAAAUGUUUCUGGCCAUCAAUCAGUUGUCUUAAACCACCACUGGAGUUUCUGUAUUUCAGGUUAGCAAUAUUAGGAACUUUUAUUGUGCCUAGGUCAAAUGUUGGU
Xiphias gladius (swordfish) is the source of this 1384-nucleotide messenger RNA. RefSeq names its product ELL associated factor 2 (gene eaf2). Gene Ontology annotation, cellular component: super elongation complex. Gene Ontology annotation, biological process: positive regulation of DNA-templated transcription; regulation of transcription elongation by RNA polymerase II. The record is from RefSeq and is a predicted model, not a curated record. The coding region runs from base 99 to 881 and encodes 260 amino acids. Gene Ontology annotation, molecular function: transcription elongation factor activity. The transcript is spliced from 6 exons. NCBI's taxonomy places the organism in Eukaryota, Metazoa, Chordata, Actinopteri, Istiophoriformes, Xiphiidae.